GGGAGAAUAGGAUGCAAUUCCUGUUCAUAAAUCAACUGGUCAGUUUCAUACUGAUAUUUGCCAUGGUCUAUCGUUUCUCAAGCGGAAGUUGUCACAUUGCCAACUGGUGGAGAAGCCUGGAUUUCACCCCGGGAUGGUCGGUGUGCCCAAGAAACAACACCUACCUGAAGGGAUUCUGGAGGAGUGAAAAAAAGACUGGAGAUGAAAGAGUUGGACGCCUAGAACGAGGAAGUUGCUGCGAUGCUGUGGAGCCUCGUUACACCGGUCAACCUUCAAAAUGUGUGAAUAAAGACUGGUCACGCACGUUGAAUGGAAACUAUACCUGGGCUUUAUGUCCACCAGGCUUUUACAUGAAUGGCAUCAGAACCGGACUUCAUAAUCAUCAUAAGGCCUUUUUGAACCACAUCGAUGAGGCACAAUGUUGCCAUCCAAAGGAUCAUCCCAGCAGUUAUGAAGAUUGUUACGAUGAAGAUGUUGCUAAAAAAUUCAACCGCAAAGGUUGGAGCAAAUGCCAGGGGAAAGGUUAUUACAUGACCGGUUUCUACAAAAGUAGCUGCGAUGAACUCAACUGUAUUGACAAGUUCAGAUGCUGCAAGAUGAAAAACGGGCAACCAAACAGUAUUUCAGAUCUACAGCGAGAGGUUGAUGCCAUCAUCACCAGUGGUUCCAAAUCCACCAAUAUAAGCACGGUCAUCACCUCAUUUUUCAAUUUGACGAGGCCUGAGAACGAAAUUAAACUCAACCUGAGCGAAUUGUCUUCUUCCGUGAAUGUGCUUGCACAACUUGUGAGGUAUAACUUAAUGAAAAACAACAGCGCGAUUGGCACAACAUCAGACCAACAAAACAUCGUGAAAGUGGCAAGUAAUUUAUUGGAUGAGGAAAAUACAAACACGUGGUUGCUGUUACAGGAGGUAAUGUUGUUGAUCCUGAAAAGUUUUUCUGUUUUUGUUCUAGUUCCCUAUCACCAGCUGUAAUUUCCUCUUGAUUAAAAAGAAAAAACACAGUAAAACUAGUCUUUCAGCCAAUCAGUUUAUUUUUCUAAAAAGAGACAAGUUCCGCAUGUAAUAUGAUUAUAUGUUAGAUAAGUUUGUGGUUUUCAAAAUUUUAUAUUUUAGUAUUGCAAUUUUUUUUUUCUAGGUAAGGUGAUAAACCUAAGGCUGAGUAGUCUAGAGCAUGGUUUAGAAAAUUAAGGUUCUCGUGAAAUGUUUCUCUUGUUUGUGUUUAAAUUCUGUUUUCUCAGUCAUUUUUUAGUUACGC
Molecule: messenger RNA, 1257 nt
Organism: Stylophora pistillata
Lineage: Eukaryota; Metazoa; Cnidaria; Anthozoa; Scleractinia; Pocilloporidae
Product: adhesion G protein-coupled receptor L3
Biological process (GO): cell surface receptor signaling pathway; G protein-coupled receptor signaling pathway
Cellular component (GO): plasma membrane
Molecular function (GO): G protein-coupled receptor activity
Source: RefSeq, a predicted model, not a curated record